Messenger RNA from Penicillium arizonense, 1359 nucleotides. RefSeq lists its product as uncharacterized. The record is from RefSeq and is a predicted model, not a curated record. Gene Ontology annotation, cellular component: membrane. Lineage: Eukaryota; Fungi; Ascomycota; Eurotiomycetes; Eurotiales; Aspergillaceae. Gene Ontology annotation, biological process: transmembrane transport. The transcript has 5 exons. Gene Ontology annotation, molecular function: transmembrane transporter activity. Bases 1 to 1359 code for a protein of 452 amino acids.
AUGGCCUCUCUAGGUGCCAAAUUGAGGUUCGUCCUCACUGCGGGUGUUGGAUUCUUCGCAGAUGGCUAUCUUAAUCUCACAAUUGGACUCGGUGAGCGAUUCAACUUAUAUUUCCAAAAUGGUAAAGUUCCAGCAGUUGACAGCGACAUCAUCAAAGGUGGCCUAAACCUGGGCAUGGUUGCUGGGCAGCUUUUGUCCGGAGUCUUGAGUGAUGUACUGGGCCGUCACACUAUAUACGGCAAAGAGUUGCUCCUCACUAUAUUCGGAACUUUGAUGGUGAUUCUACUGCCUUGGAAAGGCAUGUCAGUCCAGUCUGUCACUGCUUGGGUAGCCGUGUUUCGUGUUCUGACCGGUGCUGGAAUCGGUGCUGACUAUCCGUUAUCUUCAUCUCUGUCCGCAGAAAAGUCACCAUUUGGCUCCCGUGCCGUGCAGGUGUUGACGGUGUUCUCGAACAUUGGCCUAGGCAACAUUGCAGCGAGCAUUGUGUUCCUUGUACUUCUCAAGGCAUUUGAAGGGUCUAUGGCUAAUGACUUGAGCCAUCUUGAAUGGACUGUCCCCUAUAAGCAAUAUGUCUGUGACGAUGCUGCCGGACAAAGACAUGGAUUUACAGAACAGUGGAAGGAUUUUCGCGAAUACUUCAAUGAACUCCGCCAUGCAAAAGUGCUUUUUGCAACGGCUGCUUCCUGGUUCUUAUUUGACAUCGCAUACUACGGUAUCAAUCUCAACCAAAGCAUCAUUCUGGCAAGGAUCGGCUAUGCCAAAGGCGCAACACCCUGGCAGACCCUUUACAACACCGCCGUGGGAAACAUUAUCAUUCAGGCUGCAGGUUUCCUUCCUGGCUUCUAUGUCGGUAUCUUCCUCCCAGAUCGCAUCGGCAGGGUUCGUCAACAGUUCUACACAUGUAUCAUUGUGUGUAUUCUCUAUGCCAUCUGGGCAGGGAUUAGCACACAAAGCGCACAUACCCCCACAGCCGGUUUGAUGGUCAUAUUCGCGCUCUCGCAAUUCUUGUUGACCGUUGGUCCCAACUGCACGACUUUUCUAAUCCCCGCCGAGGUGUUCCCGACUCGUGUUCGAGGCACAGCACAUGGCAUAUCAGCCGCUGCCGGAAAAUGUGGUGCAAUUCUUACUGCGUUUGCCUUUGGAACUGUUGAAGAUGCGAUCAGUCUGGAGGGUGUUCUUGGUCUUUUCUCCGGUGUCAUGCUUCUCACUGCCCUUGUGACACUUAUGAUACCGGAGAGCAAGAAUCAUACCCUUGAUGGUAUCGAAAGAGGUGAGCUUUAUGGUGAAAGAGCAGCUGUUGCAGAGUUAUCAUCAUCUGAGAAUGUUGCAUAUUUCAACGACAACGGUCCGAAGGUCUAG